AUGUGGCUAACCAAGCAUGUAUGGAUGAAGGCUUAUUUUGAGAUUUUGCAGCCUCCUGGGACUCUGUCAGCUCAAUUGCCAGCAACAACCCCGAGCCCUGAUUUGCCAAUUACACAGACGAAACCACAAGAUGGUAUGACUACUACGAGCAACGCCGCUCCAAACGAGAGAAUACAAAACAAGCCGCCUACGAAUGACAAUAGCCAUCCGAAUCAUGAACCACAGCACCCUGCACCGCCUCAUCUCGAAUCACCCCAAAAACCUGAACCAGCUCACCCCGAGCUGCCUCACCAUGAGCCACCCCAGCGGCCCGAACAACCUAAACCCGCCAAACCUCAGCAACCCGAGCCAGCUCAGCACCCUAAACUCAACUCAGAUCCCAAUCGUCAAUUCGGUAUCUCCUACACCCCAUACAACGCCGACAGAAGCUGCAAGACCCAAGCCCAAAUCAACAAGGACCUGGACAUCUUGACGCAGUACAAAUUUGUUCGCAUAUACGGAACAGACUGUGACCAAACUACCCUUGUAGCUCGUGCCGCCCGACUCCACAACAUGCAAGUAUUCGCCGGCAUAUACGACCUGACCGACUUCCCCACAAGUCUCAACGCCUUCAAAGACGCAGCAACUAAAGAAGACGGUACACAAGAUUGGUCUGUCUUCCACACCAUAGCCGUGGGGAACGAGCUCGUAAACGGUGGCCGAAGUACCCCGGCUGAAGUCUCCGGCGCCAUUACGCAAGCUCGUACUUUUCUCCGCGCACAGGGGUACAAUGGUCCUGUCGUGACGGUUGAUACCUUUUCCGUCCUCCUCAAACACCCCGAACUCUGCCACGCAUCAGAUUAUUGUGCGGCGAACUGCCAUGCCUUUUUUGAUGCGACCCAGCAGCCGCACAAUGCUGGACCCUAUGCUCUUGAGCAGAUGCAUGCUGUUUCGGCUGCCGCUGGCGGCAAGCAUACUAUUAUCACGGAAUCGGGGUGGCCCCACGCUGGUCAAGCCAAUGGCGAUGCUACUCCUUCCCCGGAGAACCAGCGUGUCGCUGUCGAAAGCUUGCGGCGCAGUUUUGCGCACCGGGGGGAUGAUUUGGUUCUUUUUACGGCUUUUGAUGAUCUUUGGAAAGACGAUAAUCGGUAUACGUUUAAUGCGGAGCGGUUUUGGGGUAUUCAUGAUCAGUAG
Penicillium verhagenii is the source of this 1173-nucleotide messenger RNA. RefSeq names its product putative cell wall glucanase (Scw4) (gene scw4). Gene Ontology annotation, biological process: cell wall organization. Lineage: Eukaryota; Fungi; Ascomycota; Eurotiomycetes; Eurotiales; Aspergillaceae. The transcript has a single exon. Gene Ontology annotation, cellular component: fungal-type cell wall; extracellular region; cell surface. The coding region runs from base 1 to 1173 and encodes 390 amino acids. Gene Ontology annotation, molecular function: glucan endo-1,3-beta-D-glucosidase activity; 1,3-beta-glucanosyltransferase activity. The record is from RefSeq and is a predicted model, not a curated record.